Molecule: messenger RNA, 1475 nt
Organism: Dalotia coriaria
Lineage: Eukaryota; Metazoa; Arthropoda; Insecta; Coleoptera; Staphylinidae
Product: phenoloxidase-activating factor 2-like
Exons: 3
Coding region: 389-1399 (336 amino acids)
Biological process (GO): proteolysis
Molecular function (GO): serine-type endopeptidase activity
Source: RefSeq, a predicted model, not a curated record
CAGUGAGUCAUUAUCCCCGCAGCCAGACAACUCCAAGAGCAAACACCGAACAGUCGACAUUGUAUUCAGUAUUCUAGUAUUCGUGCGUUUUAGAAAUAAAAUGUAUAAAUAAACUCGCUCCGAUGAAUUUGUUGAAAGAGGUGUCAUCGGUGCUUUUGCAAGGGUCAUUGCUGAAUCCUCGACAAAUUGUGUUUUAAUUCGAUUUAAUAACACCUUACGAACCAAGCCAAAGUGAUUCAAUUUUAUUUUUUUGGUGGGAUGUUGAUAAUUUUUUAAAUAAAUAAGACGCGCCGGAGUGCAGAAACAUCAGUGUAUUGACAAACUAUCAAACUAGCCAAACGCAACUUUACAUUUUUGAAUAUUUAAACCUCAGUGUAUCAAAAUCAAAAUGUUUCUACUCACUGUACUCGGUGCAAUUAUAUCAACUGUGCAUGCCCAAACACCAGGGGUGAACUUCAUUUGUGUACCACCAGGGACUUGCAUUACCAACAAUACAGGUGGUGGAAGUGGUGUCAUAGAUCCGCGAAUCGUAACUCCGGGUGGUUCAGUGACCACUUUCCCUCCUGUUACUUCAUGUCCACCUGGAACUGUCGCCUGCUAUGGAAUUGUUGAUGGCAACGCUUGCGGAAGGAGAUAUGUAACAAAUGUGCCUAUCGCAGAUGGGCAAAGUGUUAAUGGUGCGUACCCUUGGCAAGUUUUCAUCCGUAACCAGACUGGUUACACAGGCAGUGGGGUCCUUUUAGAUGCCAAUCAUGUUCUUACAGCUGCCCACAAAGUCAACUUGAACCAGGGAACACCUGGUAACUUAGAAGUCUACGUUGGUGUAUAUAACCCAACAGAUUUAACAUCAGCUCAAAGACGCACAGUUACCGCAAUGCGUAUCCAUCCGAGUUUCUCUGCCACAACCCUCCGAAAUGACAUCGCUGUGCUUCGACUCAACACACCAAUUUCUCUGGGUUACCAAAUCAAUGUAGGUACGGCUUGUUUGCCAUCGGCUUCUGCGUCGUAUGUGGGCCGUCGUUGUACGGUAUCCGGAUGGGGCCAAACCGCCUUCAAUGUCGCUGACGCACCGACCAGCCCACAAAGACAAGUCACCGUUCCAAUUGUCAGCUACGCCACGUGCAGGGCAUCAAUGGCGCAAUCCAACGUCUUAGGAAGCAACGUAGAUAUCUAUUUGGACACUAAUGAAUUGUGUGCGGGUGGCGAGGCCAACCGAGAUGCCUGCACUCAAGAUGGUGGAGCACCUUUAGUAUGUGAAGACAAUGGCCGAUUCAAUAUUGCUGGUUUGGUCAUUUGGGGCAAGAAUUGUGGUCAACCCAACAUUUACGGUGUUUACGUAGAUGUCGCAAAGUACCGAUCAUGGGUUGACUCAGCCGUCAAUGAGCUAACAUUUGGUUAACUUGUGAAAUUGAUUUCUGUAUUUAUUUUAUUCUAUUGUAAAUCUUGAUGGUUAUUUAAUAAAUUGUUAUAUCACA